UUAAUUCAUUCGCUGAUCUGAACUGGCGAGGAACGACCCAAUACAUCUACUAUACGCCACUGGAAUGAAUAGUUUGGUAUUAUUUAUUCUUUUGCACCUGGGGUUCAUGGUUUGCCAAGGAGCCAACCCCUGUUGCUCUCAGCCAUGUCAGAAUCGAGGUGUCUGUACGGCAUUGGGCUCAGACUCUUAUGAAUGUGACUGUACACGCACUGGAUAUUACGGUCAAAACUGCACUACACCUGAAUUUCUCACAUGGGUGAAAGUUUCUAUGAAGCCUUCUCCCAACACGGUGCAUUAUAUUCUCUCACACUUCAAAAGCUUGUGGAAUAUUGUCAACAACGUGUCGUUUUUGAGAAACGGCAUAAUGAGAUACGUGCUAACAUCUCGUGCCCAUCUGAUUGAUAGCCCUCCUAUAUUCAAUGCUGACUAUGGUUACAAAAGCUGGGAAGCCUACUCAAAUCUCUCCUACUACACUCGCACGCUGCCUCCUGUCCCGCACGAUUGCCCAACACCAAUGGGAGUCGCAGGAAAGAAAGAGUUGCCAGACGUGAAGCUUCUGGCUGAGAAGCUGCUUCUCAGGAGGAAGUUCAUCCCAGACCCUCAACGCACCAGUCUUAUGUUCGCUUUCUUUGCCCAACAUUUUACACACCAGUUCUUCAAAACCGACAUGAAGAAAGGCCCAGCCUUCACAAGAGCCCUGAAUCACGGGGUUGACUUGGGACACAUAUACGGACAGGACCUUGAACGCCAACACAAGCUGAGACUUUUCAAGGAUGGCAAGCUGAGAUAUCAGGUUCUGGAUGGUGAGGUUUAUCCUCCGACAGUCAGUGAGGUUCAAGUAGACAUGCACUACCCUCCUCAUGUACCUGAGUCCCGUCGCUUUGCCGUUGGUCACGAAGCCUUUGGACUGGUUCCCGGACUCAUGAUGUAUGCCACCAUCUGGCUGCGUGAACACAACCGAGUGUGUGAUAUACUAAAGCAGGAGCAUCCUGACUGGGAUGACGAGAGGCUGUUUCAGACCGCACGGCUCAUCCUUAUUGGCGAGACGAUCAAAAUUGUCAUUGAAGAUUAUGUGCAACAUCUCAGUGGAUACCACUUUAAGCUCAAGUUUGAUCCUGAACUUCUCUUCAACGAGCGUUUCCAGUACCAGAACAGGAUCUCUUCUGAGUUCAACACUCUUUACCACUGGCACCCCCUUAUGCCUGAUGAAUUUCACAUCCAGGAUGAAGUCUACAAUUAUAAGCAGUUUCUCUUCAACACAUCUAUACUGACAGACUAUGGCGUCAACAGCUUGGUUGAGUCCUUCACCAAACAGAUUGCUGGAAGGGUGGCUGGAGGGCGUAAUGUUGCACCAGCUGUGUUAAAGGUGGCCAUAAAGUCAAUUGAAGACAGCAGGCAAAUUCGCUACCAAUCUAUCAAUGCCUACAGGAAACGCUUCAACAUGAAGCCAUACAAAUCCUUUGAAGAAAUGACAGGAGAAAAGGAGAUGGCUGCUGAACUUGAAGAGAUGUACGGGGAUGUGGAUGCUGUGGAGCUUUAUGCUGGGCUGCUGGUUGAGAAGCCCAGGACCAACGCCAUCUUUGGGGAGACCAUGGUGGAAAUGGGUGCCCCCUACUCCCUCAAAGGACUUAUGGGAAAUCCCAUCUGUUCCCCCGAGUACUGGAAACCAAGCACCUUUGGUGGCAAAGUGGGCUUUGAGAUUGUCAAUACUGCCUCUCUGCAGAAAUUGGUUUGCAAUAAUGUCAAAGGGCCCUGCCCUAUGGCGUCCUUCUACGUGCCUAAUGUAAAAGAUUCAGUACCAACCACCAUUAAUGCAAGUACUUCCCACUCGGAUCAAAACGUCAACCCAACAGUUUUACUGAAAGAAAGGACAUCUGAACUCUGAUAGAUGUAUUCUGUAAGAAAGUUAUUUAUUAUUUAUUUAUUUAUAGGUUAUUUAUUUUAUUUAUUGC
Messenger RNA from Sinocyclocheilus rhinocerous, 1952 nucleotides. RefSeq names its product prostaglandin-endoperoxide synthase 2b (gene ptgs2b). The transcript has 10 exons. Gene Ontology annotation, molecular function: peroxidase activity; oxidoreductase activity, acting on single donors with incorporation of molecular oxygen, incorporation of two atoms of oxygen; heme binding. Gene Ontology annotation, cellular component: cytoplasm; neuron projection. The coding region runs from base 65 to 1885 and encodes 606 amino acids. The record is from RefSeq and is a predicted model, not a curated record. NCBI's taxonomy places the organism in Eukaryota, Metazoa, Chordata, Actinopteri, Cypriniformes, Cyprinidae. Gene Ontology annotation, biological process: response to oxidative stress; cyclooxygenase pathway.